This is a messenger RNA of Paraglomus occultum, 483 nucleotides long. The record is from the annotation of a GenBank genome assembly. Lineage: Eukaryota; Fungi; Glomeromycota; Glomeromycetes; Paraglomerales; Paraglomeraceae.
AUGCUGCGACAAACUGUCUUAAAGAAAACCGGCUUGUUUGCUCAUUCUUUCUCACGAGCAGCUCAGCAACCAACCAGGCUUGCACUUAUAAGGUUCUAUCAUGAGAAGGUAAUCGACCACUAUGAACGCCCCCGUAACGUGGGUUCGCUUUCGCGAAACGACCCAAACGUGGGUACCGGUCUUGUAGGAGCACCAGCUUGUGGUGAUGUAAUGAAAUUACAGAUAAAAGUAGAUGAGGAAACUGGUAAAAUUAUUGACGUCAAAUUUAAGACAUUCGGUUGUGGUUCCGCCAUCGCUUCAUCCAGCUAUAUGACCGAAAGGGUCAAGGGAAUGUCGAUUGAUGAGGCAAGCAAUAUAAAGAAUACUGAAAUUGCUAAAGAGUUGUGUUUGCCACCAGUCAAGUUACAUUGUUCGAUGCUUGCCGAAGAUGCCAUCAAGUCAGCCAUUAAGGAUUAUAAAUCGAAAAGAACCUCACUAAAUUAA